Eruca vesicaria subsp. sativa (arugula) is the source of this 862-nucleotide messenger RNA. The record is from the annotation of a GenBank genome assembly. NCBI's taxonomy places the organism in Eukaryota, Viridiplantae, Streptophyta, Magnoliopsida, Brassicales, Brassicaceae.
AUGGCGGUUACCUUCUCAGAUCUACACACAGAGCAGGGUAUCAAAUCCCUUGAGGACCACCUCGCCGGAAAAACCUACGUCUCCGGAGAUCAGUUGUCUGUGGAUGAUGUGAAGGUAUACGCUGCCGUUGUUGCGAAACCAAGCGAUGCUUUCCCUAAUGCUAGCAAGUGGUACGCUUGCGUCGCUUCCCACCUUGCUAAAAGUUUCCCUGGUAAGGCCGUUGGAGUUUCAAUCGGUGGCUCUGCUGUUGCUGCUUCUGCGCAAGCUGAGGCACCUGCAGCUGAUGAUGAUGAUGACAUGGAUCUUUUUGGUGAUGAGACCGAGGAGGAAAAGAAAGCUGCAGAGGAGAGGGAGGCUGCUAAGAAGGACACCAAGAAGCCCAAAGAGAGUGGAAAGUCAUCUGUGCUCAUGGAAGUUAAGCCAUGGGAUGACGAGACUGACAUGAAGAAACUUGAGGAGUGUGUUCGUGCUGUUGAGAUGCCUGGUCUUCUAUGGGGAGCUUCAAAACUGGUUCCAGUUGGUUACGGAAUCAAGAAGCUCACCAUCAUGCUCACAAUCGUUGAUGACCUCGUGUCCCCAGACAAUCUCAUUGAAGACUACCUCACCUCUGAACCUAACAACGAGUACAUCCAGAGUGUUGACAUUGUCGCAUUCAACAAGAUCUAGAGACUUUAAAUCUCUACCUACCAAAAAAUAUAUGAUUUCCUUCGAAGUUUUGUUUUGGUGUUGUUUGCUUGACACGUUUAUUUUCUAGUUUCAACUUCCAAGACCCCCUUUCAUGUUUGCAAGAGACAUAAACUUAUCAAUGCUUAGUAUUCCUUUGGAAAAAAACUAAAGUAUACUGCGAAACCUCAUCUAUUAC